Molecule: messenger RNA, 4761 nt
Organism: Myxocyprinus asiaticus (Chinese sucker)
Lineage: Eukaryota; Metazoa; Chordata; Actinopteri; Cypriniformes; Catostomidae
Gene: abhd13
Product: abhydrolase domain containing 13
Exons: 2
Coding region: 184-1197 (337 amino acids)
Cellular component (GO): membrane
Molecular function (GO): palmitoyl-(protein) hydrolase activity
Source: RefSeq, a predicted model, not a curated record
ACCAGUACACAGCAGCAGUCCGGCUAGAUUUGCUGCUAGCCUCAGUGGAUCAGCUGCUAUUGUUCGUGAUGUGUGUUUAGAUUACCCUUUCACUUGCUAGUAACCUCACCUAUCUGAAGAUGUGCCGUUAAAGAAUGCGAUACAUGUUGCAUCUGCAGUGAGUUUGGAGACAUCCUAGUUGUCAUGGAGAAGCCAUGGAGGUUAUGGGGGGCACUGGAGGCGUGUUUGCUGACCAUGUGCUCGUGGUCAUGGAGAGCCUGCCACAUCUCUCUGCUGGCCCUCAUUCUGACCUUCCACCUGUAUGGAGGGUUCAUACUGCUGGCACUCAUCUUUGCUUCUGUGGCCGGAAUCCUGUACAAGUUCCAGGACGUCCUGCUUUACUUUCCCGAUCAGCCCUCAUCCUCGCGCCUCUAUGUUCCCAUGCCGACGGGAAUCCCGCACGAGAAUGUGUACAUCCGCACCAAAGACAGUGUGCGGCUCAACCUUAUCUUGCUUCGGUACACUGGUGAGAACCCUGCCUCUGCCCCCACCAUUUUGUAUUUCCACGGCAAUGCAGGAAACAUUGGCCACCGUGUGCCUAACGCCCUACUCAUGCUGGUCAACCUGAAAGCCAAUGUAGUUUUGAUGGACUACAGAGGCUAUGGUAAGAGUGAAGGAGAACCAAGCGAAGAGGGACUCUACCAGGAUGCUGAGGCCACCUUGGAUUAUGUUAUGACCCGGCCAGACAUCGACAAAACAAAAGUGGUGCUCUUCGGUCGGUCGUUGGGGGGUGCGGUGGCCAUCCGCCUGGCUUCAGGGAAUCCACAUCGAGUGGCUGCCAUUAUGGUGGAGAACACUUUCCUCAGCAUCCCGCACAUGGCGGCCACACUGUUUUCUUUCGUUCCCAUGCGUUACCUGCCCCUCUGGUGCUACAAGAACAAGUUUCUGUCCUAUAGACACGUGGCACUCUGCCGUGUUCCAUCUCUCUUUAUCUCGGGCUUAUCAGAUCAACUCAUUCCACCUGUCAUGAUGAAACAGCUGUAUGAGCUGUCUCCGUCUCGGACUAAACGCCUCGCAGUCUUUCCAGAGGGUACGCAUAAUGACACUUGGCAGUGCCAGGGUUAUUUUGCCGCUCUGGAGCAGUUUAUGAAGGAACUGCUGAAAAGUCAUGCACGGGAAGAGACCGCGCAGGGGACAACUAAUGUCACUAUAAUCUAGAGCGGUAACUACUGUUGACUGCUAGAAAUCCGGACCCUCCAAAAUAGAAUGUACAAUUCUCUCUUUUUAUUUUGUCUUCUCCCCAACUUCCUAGACUCUUUCUUUUCAUUGACCAUGCACCACAAAUUCAUUAUUUACAGCUUCAUUUAUGUAAUGGAGAAGAUUGCUUUUUUAAUACCUUUGAGAUUUUUUUCUGUGUUAUGUUUUUUAAAAAAGGAAUAGUUGACACAGAAAUUAAAGUUCUGUAAUCUUUAAACACCGUGUCGUUCCAAACCUGUAUGACUGACUUUCUACCAAGGAAUGCAAAAAGAGAUGUUAGGCUGAAUGUCUGGGCUGCUCUUUUCCAGAUGAUGAAAGUGAAUGGGGACUAAUUCAAAUGGGCUACUUGUGUGGUAUUUUUAUAGUGCUUUUUUUGAAGCUUGAAAGCCCCAGUCCCUUUUCAAAUUCAUUGUAUGGACAAAAGCAUUGUGUAUGUUCUUCUUCCCCUUUUGUGUUUCUAUGAAGAAAGAAAAUCAAAGGAUUUGGAACGACAUGAGGGUGAGUUAAUUACAGAAUUUUCAUUUUUGGAUGUAUGGUUCUUUUAAAAUAUGAAUUCAUAUUUUGAUAUCCUGUCAGUCCCUUUUUUUCAUUUAUAGACUCACAAAUGUUCCUUUUUCACAUACAGAAAUCUACCCUCAAAAGGAUACUAAAUGCCCAGUCACCUGCAAAUACUGCUAGAAAAUUAAGUUAUUUGCCCAAUCACAACUGUCCAAACUUCUGUCUUAUAUUUAGUUUGAAACAGAACAACAGGGCUCAUACUGAUACUUUUCAAAUCAUGUUCUGCCUUUCAAUACCACUGAAUACAGUUAUAUGAACCAGGGGCAACUGAUCCUAGUUCAGACAUCUUUGUCUUCGACAUUUCAUGCAUUCAGUCUACUGUACCUGUAUUGUGUUAUAGCUUUAUUGGAUCUCACUGCCUUUUUUUUUUUUUUUUUAAACGGAAGGUUUAAAAUCCACUCAGGAAAUCGACUCAUUGUGGUUUGAUCCCAUGCUUUGGAUUUGCAUAUGGAGCUUGUGUGUGAGAGGUAUAGAUUUCUAUCACUGAUUUUCAUGUGGGCUGCAGGACAUUGUGAGCACUGAACAAAAUACCAUCACAAAAAGCCUAAAGUAUGUUUUCUGUCCAUCUCAGGCUUAGUGAUCUUCUAUAAGUUGGAGUGAAAUCGCACAUACCAGCUGCUUGACAGUGUUCCAAGCACAGUCCAUUUGCACAAGUUGUAAAUAAGAUAUUUUUCUUUUUCUUCUUUUUUAAAUCAGGGCAAGAGCUUAACAUCAAAUCUCUGCCUAGGACUUGUUUUGUUUUGGAUCAUGUUGGAUAACUUGCCCACUGCACCAACAAACCCAUUUUAUUUAACUGUUUACAGUUCCCUUAAAGAAUAGUUCACCCUAAAAUUAAAGUUAUGUUUUCAUUUACUUGCGUUGUUCCAAACAGUAUGCCUUUCGAAGAAGAGAUUUUUAAGAAUGUUGAUGCUGCUCUUUCGCAUGCAGUAAAUUGUGAACUCUAAAAGUUACGAAUAAGCACCAUAAAAGUGGUCCGUACAACUCUAUUUGAAUCAUUAUUUGCUGGAGACCUACUGAACGCACUACGGUCUAUUCAAACUUGCAUGUUGUUAUUGGUCACUGGAAAUGCAAGAACCAACAACGUUUGCCACCGUGUCAGAAAUUAACUUUUUCAUAAAGGAGCAAAAACUGCACCUGGAUUUGAUUUUCAGGUGCAUUUUAAAUGUUUAAGAGGGCUUUUCUUUUCCUAAACAUAUAAAAUAUAUAGCCAUAUGCUGAAACUUUUUAUUUAAAUACAUCAGUUUAAUCAAUUCAUUAACGUACAUUCUCAAUCGGAAUUUUAUAUUCAAAAUAUAUUAAAAAUAAUGUAUAUGUGAUAAUGUGUAUAACUAGGCUUAGAGUUGAAUAUUAUGAAUUCAUAUAUAACAAUGUUAUGCCCCCACAUUUUGAAUUUCAGAGGCAUUUUUGGCACUUUUGCAAAAUUCAAAAUUGCCUUGGCAUGAAUUGAAUCAACAUAUUUGAAUAUAUGUAAACACGGUUCGUGAUUCUCAUUGGAAAAAAGGCAAAAUUUUGGUCUCUUCCUCACAAAAGCUAUCAUAUGGCUUCAGAAUACUUGGAAUAUAGUGCACGAGUUGUAUAAGCUAUUUUAUGGUGUUUUUUGUCAUUUUUGGAGCUUUCAUUGUUUGGAAAAGAAGAGCAUCAACAUUCUGCUACAUCUUCUUUUGUGUUUCAUGGAAAAAAGGAAAUCAUUUCAGUUUGCAGUGAUAUGAGGGUAAGUAAAUGAUGACUGAAUCAUUGAUGGGUGACUAUCUCAAUAAAAAUCAUUCUCAACAAUUAACUUACUGAAUCAGAAGUAAAGACAUGCAGGAGGUCCAGAACAGCGACGGUUUGUCCUUUCUAUUGUCUAAUUUUGGUGGUGGAUGGUCUACCACCAAGUAUAAAGUGAUCAUGAAUGGUGGACCUUGCAAAUCUGACUCAUGUAAUAAGUGUUGGAUCAGUGCACAUCCAUGUCUGUAAUUAUUGCCUGCUGUAGAUGCUCAGUAUAUUUUGUUUAACCUUAAAAACACAUUUACACUUAAUUGUAAUGCGUCAAAACUGCCUGUGAAUGUUAAGACUUCAAGACAGAGUGAUUUUAUCACAGAUUGCAUGCAAAUGUAAAUAUCUAUAAACCAGAGGUUAUUCUCAGGCUUCCAAAGUCCACCUUUCAAGAUUCGACGGGAUAUUUCGGGCUUGAGUUCUCAAGGGUGCUUGAGAGAUUUGUACAGUAGUGUGUCCAGUGUUAUGUAUGGUUAUUAACAGACAGUACUGAACAGAAUGACAAGUGGAAUCAGCCAGUGCAAGACAUCUUGUUCCCAAGAUGCAGGAAUUUGGGUGGUUUCAGAACAUAAAUUACAGAGUUACUUUUGUUAAACAGUUUAUUGGCCUUUUCAUAUAAAAUAAAUAGUUUGAUCAUUUGAAGGGUCAUUGCUUGGCCAUUAUUGAUAGUAUAGGCCUAAUUAGAUGAACUGCCUCUAAAAACCAAGAAUUCUUGGAUUUUUUCCAAAUUCAUAUAUGCUUAUUUUUGUCAAAUGUCAUGUAUAGUUGCAAUGCAUUUAGUUGAACUCACAGUGAUGUGCCAUGAUACCUUAUUGAAUGUCUGUGUGGUUGAGUGUAAACCUUGGAUCAAUAACUUGUUACAAAGAUGCUGAAAUAUCAAGAUGAAAUAAUCAAAAUACUACAGUUUACUAUAUUUGACUAAUCAUCGGUAUGUUCUGGCCAAUCUCGGGUUAGUUUGUAUGUUGAAAUCUCAUUUCAUCUUGUUCAUAAACGUUAAAAAAAAAUGGAAUAAUAUAAAGCGCUGCUCAUGUUUUGUAUUUGCUUUUUACCAGUACACAGCAGACCUGAAGGAUUCAGGAGGGGGUUAUUCUUUCAACAUUUGUGUUUUGAGCUAUGGAUUUUCUAUUCAAAUCAUUUAUCCAUGUAAAUGCAAUUGAAUCACUUUCUAUUUUCCGUAUGGUGACAUGCAAUAAAGAAAUCAAACCCUUCUGA